AUGUUUGAGGACGUCCAACGUACCUCUGAAGUGGUACAGGAGUCCACCCCUACCGCUGGUCGAGAAGUCGAAUGCAAUGAUCUGGAGUGCCCACACAGGAACAAGAAAGGAUUAUUUAAAGUUGCAAAUUUACGAAAAAAAAUGAAGAACUUCAAGAAAAAAAUGGAAAUUAAUUAUUGCGAAGACUGUGCAAGGCUCGAUCCACCCGAACAGCGGCCGUCGGUAUGGAUAUGCGUCACCUGCAGUUAUUCGGGCUGUGAUGAAAAAAAUCACACUUUAAAUCAUUUCAAAGCAUUGCGUACUGGCACAGAGCAUCCACUUUUUUUUGCUGUGGAAGACAAACAAUUCCGGUGCUUCAGUUGCGAAAAAAGAGUUUAUGUUGCUGAAGAAGAAGGUGGUUCAAUAAAAGCUUUUCUUAACGAUUAUAACUCAUUCAUAAAACCAAAGCUAAAGAUUGAUCCAUCAGAAUCUCAGUCGAUGAAAAGUAACACGAAAAGAAAUUCUUCACUCGUUGGAGGGGCUGAUUCGAAAAAGAGUGGGCUUAGUAACGGAAAACGUUUAACAGAAAGCAAAAUGAAAAAUAAUGAAAGGAAAACACUGCUACCAGUGAAGGGCCUCGUUAAUCUUGGAAAUACCUGUUUUUUUAAUUCGAUAACCCAGUGCCUUCUUCACACGCAUAUUCUUGCUGUGUAUAUCAAUUUGGUUGGUAGAGAAAAUAACAUCGAACUCAUGCAGAAUGAAGUUUUAAUUGGCGACAAGCAAGUCCAGGUACCGCAUGUAUAUUUAUCUUUGGAUUCAUUUGAUGGACCACUGAAUAAUAUUUUCGCGAACUUCAUACGCGAUUUCAAAGCUGGAAUAGCUGUUCAUCCCUCUUCUUUAUUCAGCGAAAUAGCGAGGAAAGCUCCACGGUUUCGAGGAUGGGCGCAGCAGGAUGCACAUGAGUUAUUACGGUAUUUAUUGGACGGUCUCCGAACGGAGGAAAUUAACCGGUAUAAGGAAGCUAUUUCGAGACAUAUCAAAGUAGCUAGAAAUGGAAAUCCCAAGUUGACGGAUGGCGAACUCUCUUUACUGGCGAAGGGCAUGCUCAAAGCAUGUGGAAGACCGCUUAUUGAUGCUGUUUUUGGUGGUACACUCUUGCAGACGGUGAAAUGUCCAGAUUGUGGCCAUCUUUCGAAGACUUAUGAAGAUUUCUUGGAUCUUUCUCUACCACUUCCAUCGACGUCAGCCAAGACAUUAUUUAAUGGAACCUAUAAAAUGCAUAAAUCUGCUUCACUGAGCUUAAGUAAAUAUCAGAGAAAAAAAGAAAAAACGAAUGCACGCAAAGGGAAAGUACGACGAAAAUCUCACGAAAUCGUUUCACAUAACGAUGAGAUUAAUAAUAGUGGAGAGCGGUCCAAUCUUAACAAUGAUGUUAGCGAUGAAGACGUUCUUGAUGACGAUGAUGUUGGUGCAAAAAAUAUCAACGGCAGUAUCUGUAAUGAAAUGAAUAAAAUGAAUAUAAGUAAUGAGUCAGAAGACUGCCUGCAGUUACUGGAUGAUGGGGAAGCUGUAGAGGAUGAACCACGUUCAUUAGCAUCAUGUCUUCGAGCUUUUACAACGACAGAAAUUCUCUCAGCACCAAAUACUUAUGAAUGUGAAAAGUGUUGUGUUCCUUAUAAUAAGCAGCUUCGAAAUGGAAUGAAAAAAAGGACAGUUGAAGCUGAGAAGCGUUAUUUGAUUUACGAACCGCCUCCAGUUUUAACAUUACAUCUCAAACGAUUUGAACAGACACAUUCAGUGAGCGGUCGAGUGAUCACGCGCAAAGUUCCUGGACAAAUUUCUUUUCCAAAAAUUCUUGAUAUUGCACCUUUUUGUACGCAAAUAGCGAAGGUAAUUAACUUCAUAGAAAUUGCUUAA
Cercopithifilaria johnstoni is the source of this 1896-nucleotide messenger RNA. Lineage: Eukaryota; Metazoa; Nematoda; Chromadorea; Rhabditida; Onchocercidae. The record is from the annotation of a GenBank genome assembly.